GGUCCCGGCGCGGGCUCUCCGGCCCCGGCCAUGUGGGACGGGCGGUUAGCUAGGGUUCCCCCAAGGGAGUUGGCUGUGCUGCUCUGCAGCAAAUCCAAUGCGUUUUACAGCCUUGGGAAAUGGAAUGAAGCAUUUCUCACUGCCAAGGAGUGUCUCCAGUGGGAUCCGACCUAUGUGAAGGGGUACUACCGAGCUGGUUAUUCCUUACUGCGGUUACUCCAACCUUAUGAAGCUGCUCGCAUGUUUUUUGAGGGUCUGCGACUUCUGCAGAACAGCCAAGACCAAGCCCAGAUUCCUAAUUUCCUUGUUGGCAUCUUCACCACGAUGAGCAGUGACUCCAUUGUUUUGCAGAGCUUUUUGCCCUGCUUUGAUCAUAUAUUCACAACUGGAUUUUCAACAGAAAUAUGGCAAUCUGUAAUAGAAAAGUUGGCAAGGAAAGGAUUAUGGCAUUCAUUUCUACUCUUGGCAGCAAAAAAAGACCGACUACCAGGAAAUAUCCACGUCCCUGACUUGUCAUUGAAAAGUCUCUUUCAGAAGUAUGUCUUCCUCGGGCUUUAUGAGAAAAUGGAGCAGGUACCCAAGUUAGUCCAGUGGCUCAUCUCCCUUGGUGCAAACAUUGAGACUAUAGGACCAUAUCCCCUUCAUGCCCUCAUGCAACUCUGCAUCCAAGCAGGAGAAAACCAACUUUUCAGGUGGUUAAUGGACUAUGAGCCUGAGUGGAAAGGCCGCAUCAACCAGCAGGAUGAUGAUGGCUGCACCAUUCUCCAUGUCGUGGCUGCUCACUCGCCAGGAUACCUCAUCAAGCGACAAACAGAGGAUGUGCAGAUGCUCCUCCACUUGGGGGCAGACCCCACUCUGCUGGAUCGACAGUCUAGGUCUGCUGUGGAUGUCCUCAAGAGAAAUAAGAACUUCAAAGCCAUUGAGAAAAUCAACAGUCACUUGGAAAAGCUGGCUACAAGUUCUAAGGACUUAUCAGAAAUUCCUCCUGACCUGCUCUGUGGGAUUAAUGAAGACUGUGCCAGCACCUUCAUCAAGUUAUUACUGAAAAAAAAGAAAUGGCCUGAAGUGCUGCUUCUGCUAACCCGCAAAAUACGUGGGGAAUCACCAUUUGGAGACUACUUCCUUAAGGACUGCAACCUCUCAGACCUUGACAUCUGUACCGUCAUCCCCCACCUCAGCACCUGGGACCAGCGGAAGACACAGCUCUUGGGCCUUCUAAUAGAUAGUGGAGCCUUGCCUGAAGGACUCCAGGAGAGCAAGGAGAGGCCGCUUCUUCUGUGCCUGAAAAAUGAGGACUUUGAAUUGGCUUUUGUUCUCUUGACCAAGGGUGCAGAUCCCCAUGAUAUUUCUCUCGUGGAAGGUGAUACUCCCUUGCAUGCAGCACUCCACAUUUUUCUAGAUAUCAAUGCUGACAUUGGUUUUAACUUCCUCAGCCACCUGCUGGAUCUAUUCUUGUCCAACCCAAUUGAAUUUUACUACCUUGACCCAAAUGUUCAGGACAGCAAUGGGAACACACUGAUGCACAUCAUCUUUCAGAAGGGUAUGCUGAAGCGUAUGAAAAAAUUAAUAGACCUGCUGGUGAGGUUCAAUAUCAACUUCAACCUGAAGAACAAAGAGGGCAAAGAUGUACGGCAUCGUAUUAAGAAGAAUGAUGCUCUCCUUGUGACCUGGAACAAAGCUCUGGAGGAGAGCAGGCGGAAGGGCCGACAAGACCCUACUGCUCACCUGGGGAGAUUCGCAAGGUCUUCUGCUCCUGGUCAUACAUCUCAGUUAAAGUCCCAAGAUUCCUUAAAGUCACUGUCGUGUGGCAUCACUAUGGGAACCCUCUCUGAAGAAGCCAAAGUCCCUGAUGCCCAGGUUAACAGGCAGGGACCUGGCGCCGCCAAGCCACACUCUCUGAGAGAUCACCUUGUACAAGACAUCACAAUUUUGAUGCAGCAGGUUGAACUUGGUAUGUCUUUCCCAGAGGACUAUCCUCAGUGCUCUGAGCCUCUGGAAGAAGAAGCUGGCAUGGAAGGAAAGAAAGACAAACUUCAACACACGCUGAGUAUGGGGAUCUCUGACUGUAGUGGGAGCAGUCCUGCUGUCUCUGAGGCAGGGGAAGGACAUGUGCAGGCAGGUCCAGGCACCUCACAGCUUGUUCCUGCUGGUAACAGAGGGAGGGUAGGUAAUGACGAUCAGGAUAGCUUGAGCAUGCAGGAAAUUGAGGCCUGCCUCCAGGACUUUGAUAAUAUGACCUGGGAAAUUGAGUGUACUUCAGAAAUGUUGAAGAAGUUGUCCAGUAAGGUUAUGACUAAAGUUAUAAAGAAGAAAACUAUCCUUGCCAUCCAGCAGCUAGGGAAUGGGGAAUGGACCCAGGGCCUGCAGAAGCGAUUAAAACACCUAAAAGGAAAUAUCCAGCUCUUUGAAGCUAAGUUAGACAAAGGAGCUAGGAUGCUGUGGGAGCUUGCCAUUGAUUUCUCCCCUCGAUGCAGUGAAAACCCAGAGAAAAUCAUUGCUCCAGAGCGGAGCACAUACUCUAUGGAAAAAUCAGGGAAGGUCUACACAGAAAUCAUCCGUAUCUGGGACAUUGUCUUAGAUCACUGCAAACUGUCAGAUGCUAUCAUGGCCAUCUGCAAUGCCUAUAACCGGGGCUUGUCUUGUGUUCUACGCAAGAAGCUAAAGGGUAUCAACAAAAGCCAAGUGUUAGCUAACAAGAAAGUCCAAAAACGUAUACCCCGCUGCUAUGUGGAGGACACAGAGGCAGAGAAGAGCAGGGAGUAUAAGGAUCCUGAGUAUUUUCCCCCAGCCAGUGCGGUGGAGACAGAGUAUAACAUCAUGAAGUUCCACAGCUUCAGCACCAACAUGGCCUUCAAUAUUCUCAAUGAUAUGACAGUGACAGUGGAGUACCCCUUCCGAGUGGGUGAGCUUGAGUAUGCAGUUAUUGACCUCAACCCCAAACCACUGGAACCUAUCAUCCUUAUUGGGCGGAGUGGUACUGGAAAGACAACUUGUUGCUUGUAUAGGUUGUGGAAGAAAUUCCACAUUUACUGGGAAAAAUCUGAACAGGCAGGAAGCCCAUUGCUUGCCAAACAAACCUGGCCAAACAAAAGGUUGGAACUAGGACCUAGAAAAGAUGGUGCCAUUAGGGAGGGAGAUGAGGAAGAAGAUGAGGAACAGAAAGGUUCAAAUGAAGUAGAAACAGUAGACAGCAUAGAGGAGAAGCAGGAGAGUGAAGCCUGUCCAGUGGGAGGCCAUGUGGAACCAGUGGGGGACAGCCAGGUGGCGGAGGGAUGUGUGCUGGAACAGCCUCAUCAGCUGGAGCAUUUGCAUCAGAUCUUUGUGACCAAGAACCAUGUCUUGUGCCAGGAGGUGCAAAGAAAUUUUAUUGAGCUUUCUAAGUCUACCAAGGCCACCUGUCACUACAAACCAUUAGAACCCAAUGUUCACAAACUCCAGGACCUAAAAGACGAGAACUUUCCUCUGUUUGUUACUUCCAAACAGUUGCUCCUCCUGCUUGAUGCCUCUCUUCCCAAACCAUUUUUUUUAAGAAAUGAAGAUGGAAGCUUGAAAAGAACCAUUGUAGGAUGGUCCACACAGGAAGAGCUGACCAUCUCCAAUUGGCAAGAAGAUGAAGAGGAGGUGGAGGCUGAUGGGGACUAUAGUGAGGAGGAUAAAGCUGUAGAAACACGUACAGGUGACAGUGAUCCCCGGGUAUAUGUUACAUUUGAGGUGUUCACCAAUGAGAUAUGGCCCAAAAUGACCAAAGGAAAAACCUCCUACAACCCUGCACUGAUUUGGAAAGAAAUAAAAUCUUUUCUGAAGGGUUCUUUUGAGGCCCUCAGCUGUCCGCAUGGGAGCCUAACUGAGGAAGCAUAUAAAAAACUAGGGAGAAAACGGUCCCCCAAUUUUAAGGAAGAUCGGAGUGAGAUCUACAGCCUCUUCUGUCUGUAUCAGCAGAUCAGGUCCCAGAAUGGUUAUUUUGAUGAAGAGGAUGUUCUGUACAACCUGUCCCAGAGGCUUUUGAAGCUUAAGGUGCUUCCCUGGUCCAUCCAUGAGCUCUAUGGUGAUGAGAUUCAGGACUUCACCCAAGCAGAGCUAGCACUGCUGAUGAAAUGCAUCAAUGAUCCCAAUGCUAUGUUCCUCACUGGAGACACAGCACAGAGCAUCAUGAAAGGUGUGGCCUUCCGCUUCAGUGAUCUGCGUUCUCUCUUCCACUAUGCCAGUAGAAGCACUGUAGAUAAGCAGUGUGUUGUCCGGAAGCCAAAGAAGAUCCACCAGCUGUAUCAGAACUACAGGUCUCACUCUGGCAUCCUCAAUUUGGCAUCUGGAGUGGUGGAUUUACUUCAGUUCUAUUUCCCAGAAUCUUUUGAUCGCCUUCCGAGAGAUUCUGGCCUCUUUGAUGGUCCCAAACCAACUGUUCUGGAGUCUUGUAGUGUAAGCGACUUAGCAAUUUUGCUAAGAGGAAACAAAAGGAAAACCCAGCCCAUUGAAUUUGGUGCCCACCAGGUAAUCCUAGUUGCCAAUGAAAUGGCGAAGGAGAAAAUUCCAGAAGAGCUGGGGUUAGCACUUGUGCUAACAGUUUAUGAAGCAAAAGGCUUGGAAUUUGAUGAUGUUCUCCUUUAUAACUUUUUUACUGAUUCUGAGGCUUACAAGGAAUGGAAGAUUAUAUCUUCGUUCACACCUUCAGCCUCUGACACCAGAGUUGGAAACCGGCCACUUAUUGAAGUGCCUCUGGAGAAGCUGAGCUCUCAGGCUCGGUCCCUCACAGUGAAUCCAGAAAUGUAUAAGCUUCUUAAUGGAGAACUGAAACAGCUGUAUACUGCUAUCACAAGGGCUCGAGUGAACCUCUGGAUCUUUGAUGAAAACCUGGAGAAACGAGCUCCUGCUUUCAAAUAUUUCAUUAGAAGAGGUUUUGUCCAAGUUGUGAAGACGGAUGAAAAUAAAGACUUUGAUGACAGCAUGUUUGUUAAGACCUCGACUCCUGAGGAGUGGAUUGCACAAGGAGAGUAUUAUGCCAAGCACCAGUGCUGGAAGGUUGCAGCCAAGUGUUACCAAAAAGGAGGUGCAUUUGAGAAGGAAAAGUUAGCCUUGGCCCAUAAUGCUGCCCUGAACAUGAAGUCCAAGAAGGUCAGCCCCAAGCAAAAACAGUUGGAAUAUUUGGGACUGGCUAAGACCUAUUUGGAAUGCAGUGAGCCAAUGCUGUCCCUCAAGUGUCUGAGCUACGCCAAGGAGUUUCAGCUCUCUGCUCAGCUGUGUGAGAGGCUGGGAAAGAUAAGAGAUGCGGCCUAUUUCUAUAAGCGAAGCCAGUGCUACAAAGAUGCUUUCAGAUGCUUUGAGCAGAUUCAGGAAUUUGAUCUAGCACUCAAAAUGUAUUGUCAAGAGGAACUUUUUGAGGAAGCUGCUAUUGCAGUGGAAAAAUAUGAGGAAAUGCUGAAGACCAAGACUCUUCCUAUUUCUAAGCUCUCCUAUUCUGCCAGUCAGUUCUAUGUGGAAGCUGCAGCUAAGUACUUGAGUUCAAAUAAGAUCAAAGAAAUGAUGGCUGUCCUCUCAAAGCUAGAUAUUGAAGAUCAGCUAGUGUUCCUAAAGUCUCAGAAAUGCCUAGCAGAAGCUGCAGACCUGCUGAACAAGGAAGGUCGGAGAGAGGAGGCUGCCUCGUUGAUGAAGCAGCAUGGUUGCCUCCUGGAGGCUGCCAGGCUCACUACUGACAAGGACUUCCAGGCCUCAUGUCUGCUGGGGGUUGCCCGCCUCAAUGUGGCCAGAGAUUCUGACAUAGAACAGACUAAGGCCAUUCUACAAGAAGCGCUUGAUCUCUGUUAUGAAACCAGCCAGUUUUCUGGCAUUGCAGAGGCCAAAUUCCUACAGGGAGUAAUCCUGAAAGACUUUCAGAAACUCAAAGAUGCCUUCCUCAGGUUUGAAACUCUCAACCACUCAGCUGGAGUUGUGGAAGCUCUUUACGAAGCAGCCAGACAGUGUGAAGCUGACCCUGAGAAAGUUCUUGCUCUGGCUCCAUGGGGCUUAGAAAUUCUUCUCAAUCUGGUCAAGGCCCUCAAGCGAGUGACUAACAAUGCAGAGAAGGAAAUGGUCAAAUCUUGCUUUGAAUUUUUUGGGAUUUCCCAGGUGGAUGGAAAAUAUUGCCAGAUAGCUCAGAAUGACCCUGGGCCCAUCUUAAGAAUAAUUUUUGACCUGGACUUGAAUUUGAAAGAGAAGACAACAAAAGACCAUUUCGUGGUAAUGAUUGAUCAAGUGAAAUUAGCCUUAAACAAACACCUUCUGAGCAGGCUGUGUCAGAUCACACAAAGUCUGCUUGGGAAGACAUACCCCGGCAUAUGCUUGAAGUUUAUUGUAGGCUUAAAAUGUGAAGAUAAAAACUGUGAAGACUUUCAUAGGCCUCUGCGGCGUUGUGAGGCCAAGUGUAUGGUUCAGUCCAAAAUGCAUCUGGUGGCCAUCAGUGGAUUGCUUUUGGAAGCCAAAAAUGUAUUCCCAAAAAUCCUAGCUGAAGAAUUGGAAGAAAUAGAUUAUAUUUUGUCUACAGAUAUAUAUGGCUUUUGCAAAUCUUUCCUAAAUGUCCUUUUCCCUAGGCAUUUCCAUCAGAGAGUACUGUCAGAAAACCCCAUGGCAUGCAAAGAAAUCCUCAAACCACAUUGCAAAUCCUUCCGGUCCUACAGGUUUGCCUUGAAAAAAUACAUCCAUGAUCUGUUUCAAAAUGAAACAGCAUGCAGCCGCCGGGAGUCCACAGAUUUGUGGCUUAGUGCCAUGCAGGCUUUCCUUCUCUCAUCCAGCUAUCCAGAGGAAUUUGAAAAGCUGCUCCACCAGGAAGAAGACAACUACAACAGAGAACUGAAAGCUCUAGAGUCUGAAAAAGAGGAAAGGGGCAGAGGAAAAAGUAGCAAGAUGAAAGGAAUAGAAGGGAAAUUUGGCAUGCUAGUGCCCAACAGGGAUGAUGAAAGUGCAGAGAAGACCCACCUGUGCUUCAUUCGGCUGCUAGAGAAUUCUAUUGACCAGUUCUAUGUGUAUAGGAAUCCAGAAGACUACAAGAAGCUCUUUUUCCGUUUCAUGAAUGUCCUCAUCCAGAGGUGCAAAGAGCCACUUAUCCCCAGCAUUGGAAACACAGUUGCCCUGUUGGAGUUCCAGUUUAUUCACUGCAGUGUGGUACUGGCCCGCCUCUGGAAGAAUGCUAUCCUGUGCCUCCCCAAGAGCUACAUUGCACUCCUGCACUAUUGGGGGUUCCUGUUCAGCAAAAAAGACAAGGAACUUGGGGAUAUGUUCUCCAUUAUCCAGGAAUAUAAACCGAAGGAUGUGACAAGAGCCAUUCAGGACUUCCGAUUCCACCUCUCUUACCUUGUCAAGGUGCUAUGUGGUUAUGAGAAUAUCAACUUCAAUGUUCUGCUUGAUGCCUUCAGUGAAAUAGACUAUGUGGUCUCAGGGGAGGCGGAGCGGACACUGGUGCUGUGCUUGGUAAUGCUGGUAAAUGCUGAGGAGUUCUUGCAGCCAUUCUGCAAGUCUCUUUUGUACCGCCAUUUUCAGGAGAUCGAGACAAGACUGGAAUUGAUGAGCAUGGACUGCCCUGACCAGGUUCCAGAGAGGCUUCAGAAGGCUGUGAGGCGGGUGGUGAUGGCGGUCAAUGUGAAGUUUGUGGCUGAAGCCCUGCAAGAGCUGCUCUUUGAGAGAGAUGAAGAAUACCUGAUGGACUGCCACUGGCGCUGGGACAGUGUGCACACCAAAGGGUCUGUGGUCCAUGGCCUCUGUCAUGAGGAGGUCAGACUAAGCCGCUUGCUCUGUGUUGGUCCUGAAGACUAUUUUGCUGAACCUGAGUAUGAGAUUGAUGAGGAUGAGACAGAUGAGCUGGUAUUGGAGGACCGAGACUAUCUCCUGGCCACCAUCCUUUCCCAGAAGCAGCGAAAGGCCUCCAUCCAACGCAAGUUGAGAAGAAUGUUCCUGGUGGUGUCUCUUUGUAUCAGCUGGAGGAGAUGGGUCCAGACAGAGCAUGACAGAGAAGAGCCAAGAGAGCCCACAGCUGGGAACUUUAAAAAGGCUGAUGUGGACAGGACCCAGUGUGAUCUGUGUGGAGUGAAAUUCACCCGCAGCCCUGAGAACUACUUCAGCUCCAGCAAAGUGUUUGAGGGAGUAGCUUCAGAGGGUGUGAUUCUUUCUAAGGCUGAGCUGGAAGGGAAGGAGCGUUGGGAGAGGAGUAGUGAGUCCUAUGAGCAGCACAUCCACCUAGAAAGCCAUCAGAGGCAACAAAUAGCUUACCAGAAAUACUCAGAAUUUUUCCAUGAGAAGGUUGACCCAGCCAUUUAUGAAGGUAAAUUAGUGGUGCAGGACAUUGAGCAGAGCAGAUGGAUCCGUAGUCACUUGGGGUCUAAAGAGCACAGCCACAUGCUGCAGAGGAAGGUCCAGGAGCACAUCAAGAGGGUUUCAGAUUUGGUGGAAGACCUCUACAGGAGAAAGGCCUGGGCUGAUGCGGAGGAGGCGAUGACUCGGCUGGUCAUGAUUCUGGUUGUGUCCGUCAAGGAUGCACAGGAGUGGUUGAUGAAAACAGAACUCCACUUAAAAGAGGAAGGUAUUGUUCAGGAUGAUGAUUAUGAAAAUGAAGUUGAAGACUUUGGGGAGCUCCGUCCAAGAAGGCGUUCACGGAAAUGUGGAAAGCAGAGAAAAUACUAAUGUCUGCACAGCUGCUGCCUCCCAAACCUUCAGAACAUUCCAUCUAGUCUUAGGAUUCUGAGUGCUGGGGCAGAAGAAGAAAAGGAUGUAAAUUAGUGUUUAAUAGAAAGACUAGGGGGAGUCCAAUAUCACCUUAGCUUUUUGUUCUUUCUUUCAAUGAUCCCUUAGGCUCUGAUUGCUCCUUCACCUGAGGGACCUCCUAAGUGUUUUCUCAGUAAAAUCUUGCAGUAGUAACCCCCCCAAAUAUGUUCAGGUUAGAGGAAUCUUAGUUGAAGGGAAUGUUAGAACUCCUCACCCCAAGUUCCCCAGGCUCUUUGACUCAUUGCCAUCAUAACAUGUAGGUAGCAGAGGACAAGCCAAUUAAGGUGACACCCCUCACCUCAGAGUUGCCAGUGCUCUGACCAGGAAAUUCCUUUAUAGAUUCCCACAUCUCUGCCACACUGCUGCAAUAGCAAGUAGUACAAAAGCUGUGUGUUCCCAGGGUCCUACCACCAGCCAUCCCUAAGUCCAGAGUGUAUUCUGGGCAUCUCUGAGCCUACUCAAUAGUGUAGUAUAGUUCUUUCUGUUACAUAUGUUAGUCUUUUCUCUCUAUGGCAACUUUCUCUUUGCCCUCCCGCUCUCCAUGGUUUGUUACCAUUCUCAGCUACCUGUGCAAGUCAGGUUAGACUACCUCAGAAUGUAACUCAGAAUUCACCUAGCAUCCUUUGGAAGGCCUUUCCCUCUAGGAGAGAGUAGCUGGGGGCAUUUCUAGUCUGCCUCUCCAAGGUGGUCUUAACUCUGCCUUGGCUAUGGUGCAUACUUUCCCAAAAAAGCGUUUUGUAUGAAGCCCUGUACAUCUAGAUUUCUUGGAUUUCCCUAGCAAGCUUGUCACCCAAGCUUAGGUUGACAUUUGAUGAUAGUGAGAUAGUGACCUACAGAAUUACAAUUUAGGAACAAGUAGACAAAGGAAGAAGCCAACCUUUCAGUGCCAGUUCUUCAGGAUUUGCCUAUGAAUCACUGCCAUGUGGCUGGUGGCCCUGUAAGAGGGGGUUGGCUGCAAGCCUGUUUGCAGGAGGCUGGUGAUUCCCCCUCUGUCCACUGAGCCAGCUGCCAUUUGGUCUGGUCCCAUUCAGGAAGCCUUCAUGCCUCUCUGAUGGUUACUGCCACUUUACCGUACUCUUUGGUGGUUUUGUCCUCAGAACAAACCAAUUUUUCUGCUGCUGCUUUUUGCUGCUUAUUGUUUUCUUUUUAUUGUAUAAGUGAUUCAUUUGCUUCAAAGUUUAUGUUUCUAGUUUUUAUGCCAGGUAUUUUUUUUAUAAAUUUUACUUGCCAGAAAAAAGGGAAAGAAAAAAAAGAACACAACGAAAUCUUGCUGUACUGCCACAUUUUUAUAAAGUUAAAUCAUUUCUCUUACAUGCUGCUGUCCUUUUGAUUCUUUCUGAUCUCAAAAAAGAGAAAAGGGGUACAUGUUAGGGCUGGGUUGGUCUAGUCAGCUGGUUGAUGCUGCAGAGCAGAAGCUUUCCGUGCCUGCUGAAAUGAAGAAACCCAGGGUCAGAAAAACAAAGCUCAGUGCUUUCUUUUUAGGGUCAGUGUUGUCAGUGUUGUCAAGUGCCAGCCACAUACACAUUAUUUCCAACUUGGGUACUUGUGAACAUGCAGGCUUCCUACCAUAUGGCUGGUCCACGGUUUUCCCCUAGGAAUGAGUAUUGCUCUGAAAUUGAAUCCCUCUUUUGCUCCUGAUGAAUCUGGGCUAAGUCAGAUAGGUAGAUGUCUCAGCACUGAGUGCAGCACCUCCUCUGGGGGACCUCAUCAUUUGGUGUGGACCACAUGCACACACACACCCAAAAAAAACCAGUAAUGGAAAGGUAUGUUGCAUAGAGGUGAUAGAAGCAUUUAUAUAACUAACCAGGCCUGUACUUUGCUGUGUGAGACAUUGGCCUUGCCACAAUUGGUCAAGAAACUGGUCUUGAUACAGAGUGAUUCUAUAAAUUGUUACCAUUUGAAUACU
Messenger RNA from Octodon degus (degu), 10630 nucleotides. RefSeq names its product tetratricopeptide repeat and ankyrin repeat containing 1 (gene Trank1). The transcript has 22 exons. The record is from RefSeq and is a predicted model, not a curated record. NCBI's taxonomy places the organism in Eukaryota, Metazoa, Chordata, Mammalia, Rodentia, Octodontidae. Gene Ontology annotation, molecular function: protein binding; ATP binding. The coding region runs from base 31 to 8643 and encodes 2870 amino acids.